AUGAUGUUCAAGUCUUUUGCCGCCGUAUCGGCCCUGUCACUCUUUGCAUCGUCUGCUGUGGCUCUUGAUCCCAGUCUGAAGAAUAAUGUUGCUGUCUACUAUGGACAAGGUUACAACCAACCCCGGCUCAAGCAUUUCUGUGAACAGACCACGUCGGACAUCAUCAACAUCGGAUUUAUCAACGAGUUCCCCAAACAUGUGGGCGACUUCCCUGGUUCCAACUUUGCCAAUCAGUGUGACGGAGCCUUUUUCCCCGGUACGGAGCUGCUGAGUGGCUGCCACCAGAUCUGGCAAGAUAUCCCUAGUUGCAAGGCUGCUGGCAAGACAAUCCUGCUGUCCAUCGGUGGUGGUAGUGCCACAGCCCAGUCUAUCCCGGAUGAGGCCACCGCAGUCUGGUUUGCGGAUUUCCUGUGGUACUCGUUCGGUCCUUACAAUCCAGCGAUCUCUUCGCUGGGUUGGACCGAGGAGCUCGCUGGCCUGGCCUUCCCUCGCCCAUUCCUCACUUCCUCGGUCGAUGGAUUUGACUUUGAUAUUGAGUACAACGGCGGAGUUGGAUACGCCGCCAUGAUCAAUCGUCUGCGCUGGCAUUUCACCAAGAGCCCCGAACAAUCCUACUACAUCUCCGGUGCUCCCCAGUGCCCUAUUCCCGAUGCCCAGCUCGGUGAUGCUAUUGCCAACUCGUACUUUGAUUUCAUCUGGGUUCAGUGGUACAACACCGGGGGUUGCUCUGCUGCGGACUGGGUUCACGGCACUGGCAAGUUCAACUUCGAUGACUGGGUCGGUGUCAUUGAGAAGAGCGCCAAUCCCAAUGCUAAGCUCUUCAUCGGUCUUCCCGCAUCCAAGGAUGCCGCUAAUGCUGGAUUCUACUUGACCCCUAAGGAGGUGAAGCCCCUUGUCAAAACUUAUAUGGAGAAGCACCCCAAGCACUUUGGUGGUGUGAUGCUCUGGGAGGCCACCGCCGGUGACAACAAUCUCAUUGACGGAUCAACAUACACUGAGCACAUUAAGGACAUCCUGUACGAUUGCGCUCCUCCUCCCCCUCCCCCGUCUUCGAGUGCCACCCCGACCCCUUCUUCGACUGUGACUCCUGUUACCUCUUCCACUGUCCCCCCGUCUAGCUCGGCUACACCUUCGGUCACCUCGGUUUCUUCUAGCUCCGUGGCCUCUUCCAGUUCCGUGGCCUCCUCCAGCUCCGUGGCCUCCUCCAGUUCCGUGGCCUCCUCCAGCUCCGUGGCCUCCUCCAGCUCCGUGGCCUCCUCCAGCUCCGUGGCCUCUUCCAGUUCCGUGGCCUCCUCCAGCUCCGUGGCCUCCUCCAGCUCCGUGGCCUCCUCCAGCUCCGUGGCCUCUUCCAGUUCCGUGGCCUCUUCCAGCUCCGUGGCCUCUCCCAGUUCCGUGGCCUCUUCCAGUUCCGUGGCCUCCUCCAGCUCCGUGGCCUCUCCCAGUUCCGUGGCCUCUUCCAGCUCCGUGGCCUCUUCCAGUCCCCCUGCCACCUCUAAUCAGUCUUCCACUUCGAGCGUCCCUAACAGCUCUGUGACCCCUGGCGCUUCAUCUUCUGGAAAUCCCGCCCCCCACACCUCCGCCACUGGAAAGCACACCCACAGCUCGCAUCCUGGGCAUGGCCAUGGACAUGGCUCCCACACACACACCCAUACCCAUACCCACACUGUUCCAAGCUCUACUCCCCUGAUCUCCGACCACCCUUCCAGCACCGCUCCCGUCUCUUCCGCGACCGAGUCUGGCGCCUCCUCCACUAGCGAAGGUGUCAUCCCGACCGGUGUCCCGUCUACUAGCGACGAGAGUACUGGGGUUUCCAAGCCAACCGGCGACAAGACUACUGGGGUUUCCAAGCCCACCGGCGACCAGACUACUGAGGACUCCAAGCCCACCGGCGACCAGACUACUGGGGGCUCCAAGCCUACCGGCGGCAAGACUACUGAGGACUCCAAGCCUACUGGUGACAAGACUACCGGAGGCUCUAAGCCUACUGGCGACGAGACGACUGGAGGCCCCACGCCCACUGUCAGUGAUUCCACCACAGCUCCGGCUGGUAUCACCGCCACUCCCUCCGUCACUGCCUCGCCUUCCUCUUUGGCUCCUGGUACUACCACAACGAUCAUUGUGACCUCCUACAUUGAUAUCUGCCCAACUGGCUUCACCACCAUCACCACCACUAUUACCAAGACCUACUGCCCUGGUGACUCCUCUGCUACUGCCACCCCAACUGGCACCGCCGAGAUCACUGCUCCUACUUCUGGCCCUGCCACUUCCACAGCCUCCAUUCCUGAGGGCUGGACUACUACUGUGACUGUCUGCACUCAGUGCGCCGCUACGCCGACUACCGUGACCCUAACAAAGCCCGCUGCCACUACUACCACUGAGGUUGUGUCGCAGCCCACCGCCCCUUCGGUGCCCGAGGGAUUCACCACCACCGUUACUUUCUGCAACCACUGCGGUCCUACCGGUAGUAGCAUCACCCUGACCAUCCCGGUUCCCAGUGCUACUGCCGUUAUCCCCGGUGCUGGCUCUGGCUCUGGCGCUUCUGGAAAUGAUGAGGGCUCCGGAUCCAACCCUGGCUCUGGGUCUGGCUCUACUGGUGAAAUCCCAGUGCCCGGCCUCGGCCCCCUGGUGCCAUCUCCUUCCUCCAAGCCCGUUCCUAGCAAUGGAGCCGGAGAAUUCCACGCCGGCAGACCGUCGUCGAGCAUAGUCUUCCACCCCUCGCCCUCGCGCACUGCUGUACCCACCGUCGCGACCACCGCGACGGUCACAUCUGCAGCGCCCAGCAGCAACCCAGAGGGCGUCUCCCCGGUCUACACCGGUGCGGCCUCGCGUUCCAACGUGACCAGCUUCCUCGGUGGCGUCCUCGCCGUCGCUCUUUCCAUGUUCAUGAUGCUGUGA
Penicillium egyptiacum is the source of this 2895-nucleotide messenger RNA. Lineage: Eukaryota; Fungi; Ascomycota; Eurotiomycetes; Eurotiales; Aspergillaceae. The record is from the annotation of a GenBank genome assembly.